Molecule: messenger RNA, 1116 nt
Organism: Impatiens glandulifera
Lineage: Eukaryota; Viridiplantae; Streptophyta; Magnoliopsida; Ericales; Balsaminaceae
Product: calmodulin-binding protein 60 A-like
Exons: 6
Coding region: 1-1116 (371 amino acids)
Biological process (GO): regulation of salicylic acid biosynthetic process
Cellular component (GO): nucleus
Molecular function (GO): calmodulin binding; sequence-specific DNA binding; DNA-binding transcription factor activity
Source: RefSeq, a predicted model, not a curated record
AUGAGAGGCAUGCGAGAGAAGAGUUUUUACGUCUUUCAAGGCAACACCUUGGUUGGUGAUAAGGCGGUAGUGGCGGAGCCUCAAGAUGUAUCGCCUACGAGUCUAUGGCAUAUGAGAUUGGGGAACGUGAGUGAGAGGGGUCUGAAGGAGUUGAGUAAGAGAGGCUAUUUUGGCAACGAGAAAUUUGAUGAUUUGGAGUUUUGCGAGAACUGCAUAUACGGUAAAGCUAUGAGAGUGAAGUUUGGGCAGUCGGUUGAGGAAGGAGAUAGAGUUGAUAAUGAUCCGUGGCUUGCCGAAUCUAGUAGAACAGACGAUGCAGCCAAUGUUACGAACAAUCAGAAUAAUGAAAUUAACUUGGCUCUUUCUGCAAUUCUUCAGGUGAAAGAAGAAAUCGGCUUAAUGAAUCCUCGCACGUUUGACAGACAAAUGCGAAUCUUGAAACUUCAUUUCUUGAACAAACUUGAUAAACAAGUACUCAGUGGAUCAAAAAUUGUGGGAGAAAAUGGAAACAGCAUUCAAGUCGCCUUAAUUGAUGAAUCUACUAGCAAAAUUGUGAACUCUGGUCCUGGAGCCUCAUCACAUGUACAAAUAUUUGUUCUUGAGAGCUACCAACUUCUCGGCGAGGAAGAUUUGAACCAAAAGAUCAACAAGGAAAGUGAAACAAACAAGUCACUUCUUCAUGGGAACAUAUUUGUGUAUCUUAAUGAAGGGAUUGGAUGCAUUAAUGAUUUAUAUUUUGCCCAUACAUCUCAAUGGUUGAAGAAACGUGAGUUCGUGCUAGUAGCUACAGUGGUUGGCAAUUGUAACGGGAUUACAGUGAAAGCAGCUGUAAUGGAACCAUUCACUAUCAAGGAUCGUCGCAACACAUUAUAUGUUAAGCACCCCAUUCCAACUCCAUCUGAUGAUAUUUGGAGGCUAAAGAACAUUAUUAAAGGUGGCCCUAUGCAUAAGAGCUUGAGAACAAAUGAUAUAAAUAUUGUUCAAACUUUUCUUAGAGAAUUCAACUUGAACCCUCAAAGGCUGCGAAAACAUCAAACUAACCCUGAUAGUAGGCCUGGACAUAUGGCACGACCCAGUGGUGUUGUGCCUACUGUUCAGCCAAUGGGACCAAGUUAG